AUGGUGAACCUCACAUACGACGCCUCCGGCGAGAUUGUCUACUAUGACAAUGUAACAGGCGAGACCACCGUCUACAACAUGGGCGACAUGGCCUUCAUCAUGGUGUGCAUGGCCCUCGUCUGGAUCAUGAUUCCCGGAGUCGGCUUCUUCUACUCUGGCCUGUUGAGGAGGAAGAACGCCCUGUCGAUGAUUUUCACCUCUUUGGCGUCGAUCGCCGUUGUCGGUUUCCAAGUACGUGCUACUAUCAUCCCAUUGGGAACUUUGUGGGUUUGGGACGAUGCUAACUCGUUCGCUCAGUGGUUCUUCUGGGGAUUCUCGCUUUCGUUCGCCGAUGAUGCUAGUCCGUUUAUUGGUACUCUCAAACAUUUCGGUCUCAAGGGUGUGCUUGAUGCCCCUUCAAUCGGAAGCGCUCGUAUCCCCAGUCUACUGUUCAUGCUCUACCAAGGAGCCUUCGCCGCCAUUACUGCUGCACUCGCUGUCGGCGCCAUCGCCGAGCGCGGUCGUCUCGGUCCCAUCCUCGUCUUCAUCUUCAUCUGGACAACCAUCGUCUACGACCCGAUCGCCUGCUGGACCUGGAACGGAAACGGCUGGUCGUUCGUCCUCGGCGGCCUCGAUUUUGCGGGUGGAACACCCGUCCACAUCAACUCUGGCACCGCCGCCCUCGCCAUCUCCGUCUACCUGGGCAAACGACGCGGCUACGGCACCGAGCGCCUCGCCUACAAGCCCCACAACACCACCUACGUCGUCCUCGGGACUGUGUUCCUCUGGUUCGGCUGGUUCGGAUUCAACGGUGGUUCGGCGUUGUCUGCGAACCUGCGUGCUGUCCAGGCUUGCAUUGUCACGAACAUUGCUGCCGCUGUCGGUGGUAUCACUUGGAUGCUCUGGGAUUACCGCAUUGAGAAGAAGUGGAGCGCUGUCGGGUUCUGCUCUGGUGCCAUUUCUGGUCUUGUUGCGAUUACACCUGCUUCUGGAUAUGUUGGAUCUCCCGCUGCCGUCCUCUUUGGUGUCAUGGGAGGAACGAUUUGCAACUUUGCCACUCAGCUCAAGUUCCUCCUCGGCUACGAUGAUGCUCUCGAUAUCUUCGCCACCCACGGUGUUGGUGGAAUCGUUGGCAACCUCCUCACUGGCAUCUUCGCUCAAGCUAGCGUUGCUGGCUUCGACGGUGCUACCGAGAUUCCUGGUGGCUGGCUCGACAAGAACUGGGUCCAAUUGGGCUACCAGAUCGCCGACUCCGUCGCUGGAUUUGGAUACUCCUUCGUCGUCACUACCCUCAUCCUCUGGGCCAUGCACUACAUCCCCGGCCUCCGUCUCCGCUGCUCCGAGGAAACCGAAAUACUCGGUAUCGACGACGCCGAGAUGGGCGAAUUCGCAUACGACUACGUCGGUCUCGAGCAAGAGCUCGGCCAGACCCUCAACACCACUCUGCGAACAUCGAGUCGCUCAAGCAACGAGAAGGUUGUCCCCGUUGCAGAGUCGCAAUAG
Messenger RNA from Coprinopsis cinerea okayama7#130, 1482 nucleotides. Its product is annotated as ammonium transporter. Gene Ontology annotation, molecular function: ammonium channel activity. Gene Ontology annotation, cellular component: plasma membrane. NCBI's taxonomy places the organism in Eukaryota, Fungi, Basidiomycota, Agaricomycetes, Agaricales, Psathyrellaceae. Gene Ontology annotation, biological process: ammonium transmembrane transport. The record is from RefSeq and is a predicted model, not a curated record. Bases 1 to 1482 code for a protein of 493 amino acids. The transcript has 7 exons.